AUGGAAGAUCAAAUAACGAUGCCUAGAACGAAAAAUUCUGGCACGCAUGAAAAAGCGAGCGGAGAUCAUAAUAAAAAUUCAAGUCAUAAUAAAAACAAACCCAAUGAUGAGUUGUCACCCAUAAGAACCGGAAUAACACUCACCUGUUUAAUAAUAGCUGCCGUUAUAGGAUUCAAAGGAUAUUUGGAAACUCGCGUCAACACUAAAUUCGACAAUGAUAAAAUGGUGGAAAAAUCAGGUUUGGACGUACCACAUAUGUAUUGGGGAAGUUACAGGCCGGGUUUAUAUUUUGGAAUGAAAACUCGGGAUUCGAAUCCCCUCCUCAGCGGAAUCAUGUGGUAUUCCCCGAAGAAAUUAGCACACGGUAACAUCGACAUAAGGCACUGGUGCGAACAAGGUGACAAUUUAAACAAAUACACGUGGAAAGAACACGACGGUAGGAAUUUUGGCGUGCAGGAAAUACACGACGGUCCUUAUCGCAUGACCGUAUCCUUCGUUAAAAGGCCGGGAGGUAAUCACGGUGGUGAUUGGACGGCACACGUCAAGGUCGAACCGAAAUACAACACCACGGAGGAAAUAUCAAUUUUAUUUUACGCCGCACUAGAAGACAAGGGUAACGGUUGGCUAUCCUCGGGUCCUUAUUACGGAAAUCUUAUAUCGAAAAUAAAAGGAAACACUCCGGAACUCGGGGAUUUUACAUUUACUCUCUACGAUCAAAAUAGAAAAGAAGUGAGCGAUUCCUUUCUCAGCACCGUGAGCCCCGGCAUACACCUGUUGAAAGAAACCGUUUUAGAUUCAUUGAGAACGAUUAGAAAUAAAAAAACGAAUAAAAUAAAAUUCACGUUACCCGGAGAAAGUUUUCGGGAUCCCGUGAGCGGACCCCCGCAUAAUUUCGUCGCGUUGCAAGUCACGGGUCAAUUACCCAUGGAAACGUAUUUCAUAUUCGAAUCCGAAAGCUUUCACAAUCGUUCAAACACUCUCCACGGAAAAGUCUAUCAAGAAGAAUUGGAAAAGCAUAGGAAAAAUUUCCGGGAAAAAUUCGAAAGGACGUACGAAUUGGGUAGGAAAAAUUUCAGUCCGCAAAAGAUUGAAUUUGCAAAAGCGGCACUGAGUAAUUUGAUCGGGGGUAUCGGGUACUUUUACGGUUCCUCCAGAGUACAAUCAUCUCACACGAAGAACACGGUGCCGUACUGGAAAGCUCCGCUUUACACGGCCGUACCAUCUAGGAGUUUUUUCCCUCGGGGAUUCCUUUGGGACGAAGGUUUUCACGGUCUCCUCAUAUCGACGUGGGAUUUGGAUAUUGAAUUGGACAUAAUAAAUCAUUGGUUCGAUCUCAUGAACAUAGAGGGUUGGAUUCCGCGAGAGCAAAUACUCGGACAGGAAGCUUUGAGCAAAGUACCGGAAGAAUUCGUCACGCAGCACAACACGAACGCGAAUCCGCCGACGUUUUUCCUCACUUUGAAAUUCAUUAAUCGAAACUAUCGGAAAAAGCUUAAAAGCGAAGGGAAAUUGCACACCCUUUACAGAUUGUAUCCGAGGCUCCAGGCUUGGUUCGAUUGGUUUAAUUACACGCAACUCGGCGACGUUCCAGGAUCCUACAGGUGGAAGGGUAGAGAUCCGGAUGCGGUGAGAGAACUCAAUCCUAAAACAUUAACGUCCGGUUUGGACGAUUAUCCGAGAGCGUCGCAUCCGACUUCGGAAGAAAGACACGUGGAUCUUCGGUGUUGGAUCGCUUUGUCGGCAUCCACCCUCGCCGAAUUGUCUCACACUUUGGGAAGAAAUGGGAAAAAGUACGAGAAUACUUUUUACUACCUCACGGAUCCGAGGUUUUUAAAUCAUUUGCACUGGAGUUACAGGUCUUCGAGGUAUGCCGAUUACGGUCUUCACACGGAUUCGGUCGUAUUGAAAAAACCACCGACGAUUCAACGACAACCGGGCACUCCCGUCACGAAUCAGGAAAAGGUUCGAGUCGUUUUAAAAAGUCCCGUCUACGAUUACGUGGAUUCCUCUUUCGGUUACAUAAAUUUAUUUCCCCUCAUGACCGAAAUCCUCGACAGCGAAUCCUCCGAACUCGGACAAGUAUUGCUGGAUCUAAAAAAUCCAGAGUAUUUAUGGACCGACUACGGUUUGAGAUCUCUUUCGACUACGUCACCCAUGUACAUGAAAUACAACACGGAACACGAUCCGCCAUAUUGGAGAGGACCCAUAUGGAUCAACAUUAAUUAUUUGGUCGCGAAAGCGUUGUAUAACUAUUCGAAAAUGGAAGGACCCUACAGGGAAACGGCCAAGGAAUUGUACGAGAGGCUAAGGGAAAAUUUAAUAAAUAACAUAUUCAAAGAAUACAAGAGAACGGGUUACAUUUGGGAACAGUAUAACGACGUGACGGGAGAGGGACAGGGAUCGAGACCAUUCACCGGAUGGUCGUCUUUGGUCGUAUUGCUCAUGGCCGAAAUUUAUUGA
Pediculus humanus corporis (human body louse) is the source of this 2460-nucleotide messenger RNA. Its product is annotated as Mannosyl-oligosaccharide glucosidase, putative. The transcript has 2 exons. Bases 1 to 2460 code for a protein of 819 amino acids. Gene Ontology annotation, molecular function: Glc3Man9GlcNAc2 oligosaccharide glucosidase activity. Gene Ontology annotation, biological process: oligosaccharide metabolic process; protein N-linked glycosylation. Gene Ontology annotation, cellular component: endoplasmic reticulum membrane. The record is from RefSeq and is a predicted model, not a curated record. NCBI's taxonomy places the organism in Eukaryota, Metazoa, Arthropoda, Insecta, Psocodea, Pediculidae.